GAUAGGAUGAGCCGCAUGACUUGCUGUGCCCUUCCGCUUCCGACGACAGAAUCAACACCGUCGUACGCGAACGCCGAAGGCAAGGUGCUUCCGAUUCGUCUUCUCCAUCCGUUCGAUCCCGUUGAGAAUCUAGGGUUUCCAGAUUCUCAAAACGGUUCCUUCCUGUGAACUCUGAGGCAUCCUAGAUCUUCUCUUUGGCCUCGGAUUAAAGGGUUGGGUAAGAGGUAUUGGAAAUAAGAGAGCUGGUCAAACCAUGGUGGUCGCAAUGUCCUCAUCCUCAUUCUCGCUUGCCUCAAUCUUCCUCCGACGCAUUUCUGCUGCCACUCUCAAUCAUGUCCCUCCUGUUUCAGCACUAAAAACACCACUACUGCCCUCAGCAACUAUUCCCACCUAUCAUGGAACAACGCACAGGUCAUCCCUUCUGACUAACCCCUCAGUUGAGCUUUGUAGAAGGAUCUCUUUUGUGCCCCCAUCCAGUGAUUACUUACCAUAUGGCAGUCUCCGCAAGAGGGGUUUCUGCAGUGUAAGGGCCACAGAGGUGUCUGAUUCCGGCUCAAUCGACUCCCCUAUGAUACAAGCCAUGGAGAAGAAGAUUAAGGAGCAACUUAACGCGGAUGCUGUCAUCGUUAAAGAUGCAUAUGGAGAUGGCCGACAUGUAAGCAUCGAUGUAGUCUCCAAAGCAUUUGAAGGACAAUCAUCCGUGAACAGGCAGAGAAUGGUAUACAAAGCUAUAUGGGAGGAGCUUCAGAGCACUGUGCAUGCUGUUGACCAAAUGACAACAAAAACUCCCGCAGAGAUCAACACAAAUAAAUAGUUUCAAUUUAGGAACUAUUCAAUUAUAUUUUGUGAUACUAUUUUCAAGCUGUAAUAACUUAAUGUCUAAUUCCCUAGGUCAUUAUGGGUCGUUUGCAAACUUGAGAAUAAUUCCUGCAUCAUAGAAGAAAAUCAAUUCUCUUAUGUAAUCGUGUUCUAUUCUAUGCCACUGGUGAAGACGACAUAGGAUGGUUUUCAUGUUA
Molecule: messenger RNA, 1016 nt
Organism: Zingiber officinale
Lineage: Eukaryota; Viridiplantae; Streptophyta; Magnoliopsida; Zingiberales; Zingiberaceae
Product: protein BOLA4, chloroplastic/mitochondrial-like
Exons: 2
Coding region: 254-814 (186 amino acids)
Source: RefSeq, a predicted model, not a curated record